UUUCUGUUUAAUUUUGAGCGUUACCACAAUCUAGUUAAGCCCAUCAAUAUUCCGCAAGAUACCAUUUAAAGUGUUGAAUUAGUUAGGCAAUUAUCGAAGAUGAGCUGCAACGGUUGCCGUGCCCUCCGAAAAGGUUGCAGCGAGGAUUGCGUGCUGAGACAUUGUCUACAGUGGAUAGAGAAUCCACAAGCCCAGGCUCACGCCACACUAUUUGUCGCCAGGUUCUUUGGCCGUGCCACCCUCAUCUCUUUCCUUUCUUCAGUACCCACUAACCAAAGAUCUGGUAUGUUUCGGUCACUUUUGUAUGAAGCAGUGGGACGUGCAGUAAAUCCAGUGAACGGAGCAGUGGGGCUGCUAUGGAGUGGCAAGUGGAACCUCUGCCAGUUGGGGGUUGAGAAUGUUCUCCGAGGUGCCGCAUUGACUCCACUGCCCCAUCACUCAUCAAGGAAACUCUUUCCUCAUGUCAACGUCGCACAACCUCAUACACUCUUGGGAAGCUGUCAGCCACUGAUGAAUUCGGAGAUGACAACCUUGCCAAGUACCACAGGAGACACUGCCUCUCAAACGAAGCUCCUCACUCUUUUCUUCUGA
Abrus precatorius (Indian licorice) is the source of this 591-nucleotide messenger RNA. RefSeq names its product LOB domain-containing protein 38-like. Bases 100 to 591 code for a protein of 163 amino acids. NCBI's taxonomy places the organism in Eukaryota, Viridiplantae, Streptophyta, Magnoliopsida, Fabales, Fabaceae. The transcript is spliced from 2 exons. The record is from RefSeq and is a predicted model, not a curated record. Gene Ontology annotation, biological process: regulation of gene expression.